Molecule: messenger RNA, 1374 nt
Organism: Fusarium tjaetaba
Lineage: Eukaryota; Fungi; Ascomycota; Sordariomycetes; Hypocreales; Nectriaceae
Exons: 1
Coding region: 1-1374 (457 amino acids)
Source: RefSeq, a predicted model, not a curated record
AUGUCUGACCGUGUGUCUAUCAUCGAGGGUGACGACCUUGUUCCCACCAACGACAUUUUCUCUGAGAUUAGUCUUCCCAAGACUAACCCUCUUGAGCACCAGACAGUCACUGCCCCUUUGCUUCCAUCUUCUCAGUCAGGAGAUAUUAACAUGGGCCCCAACUAUGGCAACCUCUCCUUGGGUCUCCAACCCUCCGUUAUUGUCCCUCCUGGAAAUGUCCGCCUUCUUGGUGGAUUCAUGUGUCCUACUGACGCUAAUAUUGUCCCUACUGAACCCAAGGAGGAACCUAAGGGGGAUGAUGACACUGAGACUAGUGUCUAUCACUGCCCAAGCGGUAUCCUCGAGUCCGGGGACGAUGAUGAGUUUCCCGGUGAGCACUUUCCAGAUGACGAGCAUUCCCUGGAUGUCCUUUCUCCCAUCGGUCCCAAGCGACCUCAACUCUACCUUCGGGACAACAGCCUCCCUGUGGCCCCAGUUGGACCGACAUCUUCGCCCUUCGAGGAGUACAACACCCUGUACCAGGGCAUCGGCUCUGCUUUCCCUCAGCCUGUCGGCCCUGAGUAUCUCAACCCCAUUGAUCCAGCGACUCGUCUCCGUAUGACACCUCAUCAUGCGAUCAAUGUCCCAACCCCUGGCUUUAUUCAGCCCGUUCAACCUUAUCACCCCGAGCCAAUUGUGCCUGUUUUCCCUGAGCCUAUUGGUCCACCCCCAUCUCAGCCUAUGGUCUACUAUUAUGCUGAGCGUAUCUUUGACCCUCAUGGCGAGGCUCUUGGCUCUGCCCCUAUUCAGCAGAUUGUCUCUCCCCAGACUGAUCCCAACAAUUCCGACUUUGCUCAGUCUCCCAUCCCCCAUGGCCAGCAGGCUAUUGCUGCCGAUGAGCCCCAGCCCCAGCGCAUCGGCUCCCUGGGCGAGAUGCUCAGCGGUCCUGAGGAGGUUCCCGUCUCGGCUCCUCGCCGACGUUCUACCAUUACUUUCAAUCCCAAUGCGAUUGUUUUCACACCUAGUCCCACUGCUGCUGGAUUGGCCAACCCUGGAGCGACUGAGUCCGUACCCAUCCCUACCGACGCUGGAAUGGCUCCCUAUGAAGCCAGUGAGCUCACUCAUAACCCUGCCGAUCUUGGUAUGUUUCCCUACGAGGAAACUGGCGUUGAGGGUUUCGUUGCCCCAAAUGCUGAGGCUGAAGCUACUAUGGCCGAGGCCGUCCAGGACACCUACAAGAAGAUUCUGGCCAUCGAGGAUGAGCGUGAUCGCGAGGAUGCCCUUAACGAUUUUUAUUACAAGCAGGCUAAGCCCUGGACUGAUGAGAUGACUCGUCUUGAGAAGGAGGAGCAGGAGCUCGAGGAGCGCAAGCGCCGAUUCGCCCGCAAGAAGUAG